AUGGCUGAAGCUGGCGGCCCUGCACCUAUGCCUGGCAUGGCACUUAUGCCCCCAAUUGCCAGCGCUUCGACACACGCCGCCGGUGGGCCUAUGAAUCAAGGUGGCGGUCAGUACCCAGCACCCCCUCAGCAGCAGAGCUACAACCCAACAACUGGAUAUUUUCUGCCGACACAGCCUGUCAAUGCAGCUCCUCAGGCUGCUGGAAGUUCACAACAGCCCCUCCAGCAGCGGACCGACGACUCACUGGCUGGAAUGGGUGGUCUGUCGAAUUCAUCUCUGCUGACGCAGCCGGUCAAUCCAGCCCCUCAGGCUACUAUCAGGCGGGAACGAGGGCAGCCGCAACAAGUGGAGCAGCCCUAUCACAGAGUUCUGGGGAAUCUGAGAGGCCAACAUGAAGACCGUAUGGCGAGGGUGGCGCAGGAGGAGGAGCAGAGGGGACUCACCCAGCAGGCACCGCGUACGCAGACGUUCCCCGGCUAUGGAGCGCCAGACACACGCGGCGCCCCUGUAUCGCAAGAUUGGGGAGGUGCGGCGCCAAUGCAGCAAGGGCAACAGGACUCGAGGUCAACACGGGGUUUCAACCCCGCGUAUGCACCAUCAAUGGAGGGACCACGCCGACAACAAGCACGUCCCCCUCCGCUCGUUAUUCCCUCGGACCCGAACAGCGAUCUCGAUCUCUAUGAUGUAUCUCCACAGCGUGUGCGGCCAAUAGGUGAGUUUACGCCUGCGCCGGACGACCAUAUUGGAAUAGCAAUGGGAUGGCCAGCACCUCGCGAAAUGACCGACACUCAAGGUAGUAACCGCCCACGGGAAAGUGCGUCGCCCGGGUCUCCAGCAGACCCACGGCAAGGACCUGGCUCUCCAAUGAGUGUCCAGACCAGUCCUGCACCACCAAGAGCCCCACGGCAAGGAUCUGGCUCUCCAAUGAGUAUCUCGACCAGUCCUGCGCCACGAGGCUCGCAGCCAGCAUCACCAGCUUGCGCUUCAUUUCCUGCACAAGGUUCGACACCCCCUGCUUCAAGAAGCGGCCAAAGCAAGCCAUCAGGCAGUGGGCAGACGAAGAGCCCAGCUGCUGACCCGAAGAAAGAACUUGCUGAACAGAAGAAGGCACAGAAGAAGUUAGAUAAGGAAGCUGCUGACAAGCAGAAGGCGGACGCCAAAAAAGCCAGGGAUGCUCUGGCUAAACAAGCCAAAGAAGCUGAAGCCGCCAGGAAGGCUGCAGAGAAGCUGAACAAGAAGAAAGAUGACCGGGGUGGAAAUGGAGGACCUUCCGGAAAGGGUAAGGGUAGGGCCAAGUGA
Messenger RNA from Fulvia fulva, 1299 nucleotides. RefSeq lists its product as uncharacterized. Bases 1 to 1299 code for a protein of 432 amino acids. The record is from RefSeq and is a predicted model, not a curated record. The transcript has a single exon. Lineage: Eukaryota; Fungi; Ascomycota; Dothideomycetes; Mycosphaerellales; Mycosphaerellaceae.